AUGGAAAACGAAGAAUACGCCGCCAUUGCGUCGACGCUCCGUCUGUUCUACACGUUCCACCAGUGGCAGAAGAAGCAGGUGCUCGCGCCCAAAUCCAUAAAGUACAAUCUGCUUUCGCCAGCAGACCAGGCGUUGGUGGACUUCUAUCCGGCGCUUCUUCGAGAUCUCGCCCAAUGCAUAGACAUGAACCAGAGCUUCUGCCAGACGCUUGCCUUGGUCGCCGCACAGGACUGGGGAGUUGCUACGCCGCCUGAAAGCUGGCCCGAGUGCUCGUACACGGACUACGACAAGGUGCGAUCCACGUUGCUCCAGAUGGCGCGAGAAUGGAGCUCGGACGGCGCAAAAGAGCGUCUUGCCACGUUCGGGCGGCUUCUCGCCAAGGCAGAGGCGCUUUUCCCGCCCGAAAAGAGAGCCCAGACCCGGGUUUUGGUGCCGGGCUGCGGCUUGGGCCGUUUGGUGUACGAGUUCGUCAAGGCCGGCUUUUGGACCCAGGGCAACGAGGUCAGCUACCACAUGUUGCUUGCUCUGGGCUUCAUGUUGAACCGUGUGCCUGUCGCCAGUACGCAUGCCGUGUUCCCCUAUGUGCAUCGGCUGUCGCAUUUGGCCCGGCGCCUUUUCCAAGUCCGGCCCGUCUAUCUCCCCGACGAAAGCCCGUACCUGCUUUUCGAAAACGGCGGCGAGGACGUGGGCGAACUCAUGUCGAUGGCCGCGGGGUCGUUUGUGGAGCUCUAUGGCCCCGACCAGACUUUCGAUCUGGCCGAAAGCGACCAGUUCCGCAUCAGUAACAAGGCAAGCUUCGACGUGGUGGCCACGUGUUUCUUCUUGGACACAGCGCACAACGUAUUGGACUACUUGCGCACGAUCCACCACUGUUUGGCGGAUUCGGGCGUGUGGCUCAAUGUGGGGCCUCUCCAUUGGCAUUUUGAGGGCGAUCUGUCGCAGCACAUGGUCACAAGAAACGGCGAAAAGGUCCCUUCGGUGAUGGAGGGCCUUGAGCUUUCACGGGAGGAACUUUUCCAGCUCAUGGACCGCAUGGGCUUUGAAGUGGACGAACACGAAUCUUUCGACACAACAUAUAGCAGUGAUGUGCGGGCCUUGUCGAAUUUCCAGUACGGAACAGAGUUUUGGGUGGCCCGGAAGAAAGCGAAAGAUAAUGAAGAGGACAUUGAAGAUGCAAGUACAAUACGAAGGUCCUAA
This is a messenger RNA of Clavispora lusitaniae ATCC 42720, 1197 nucleotides long. Its product is annotated as S-adenosylmethionine-dependent methyltransferase. The record is from RefSeq and is a predicted model, not a curated record. NCBI's taxonomy places the organism in Eukaryota, Fungi, Ascomycota, Pichiomycetes, Serinales, Metschnikowiaceae. Gene Ontology annotation, molecular function: S-adenosylmethionine-dependent methyltransferase activity.